UACCCCCAGGAACCCUCCAAAAUGGAGCCCUUUGCAGCCCCGAAUCCAUUAAAGUGCUCCAUCCCCAAGGCCAGAGUGAUCGCCGUUUUGUUGUCUAUGGUCCUGUGCUCCGUCACGCUGUUCCUGCUACAGCUCAAGUACCUGAAACCUAGAAUCAAAGACUUCUAUUCUUUUGAAGUGAAGGAUUCCAGAGGAAGAACUAUUUCUUUGGAAAAGUACAGAGGCAAAGCUUCGCUGAUUGUAAACGUGGCCACUAACUGCCAGCACACAGACAGAAACUACUUAGCGCUGCAGGAACUGCACCGGGAGUUCGGCUCCUUCCACUUCAACGUCUUAGCUUUCCCGUGCAAUCAGUUCGGAGAAUCGGAGCCCGGCCUUAGCCACGAAAUAGAAGCUUUUGUAAAAGCCAACUAUGGAGUGACUUUCCCCAUUUUCCACAAGAUUAAGAUUCUGGGAUCUGAAGGAGAACCGGCAUUUAAAUUCCUUAUUGAUUCAUCAAAGAAGGAGCCAAGGUGGAAUUUUUGGAAAUAUCUUGUCAAUCCUGAGGGUAAAGUUGUGAAAUACUGGAGACCUGACGAAUCUUUGGAAGCCAUCAGACCAGACGUAGCAGCUUUGGUUAGACAAAUCAUCAUUAAGAAGAAAGAAGACCUUUGAAAAUGUCAUUAAGCAUUGAGAAUCUAUCUACAAAAGCAUUGGAAUAUCUGUCAUUUUGGUCACAUUUUAAUCAUUCCAAUAAUUCUGGUAUCCAAUUCAAUGUUGUCCAUAGGAUGGUGUCUUUUAAAUAAGUCCCCAGGAUAUAGAUGUUCCUCCCUCUCCCUGCCCUGCCCUCCCCUACCCCCCAAAAGAGAUUAUUCAGACUGGAAAUAAAAUUAAAAUUAAAUAUAGCCAAGACCCCUAUCAAAAAGAGUAAAAAUUUAGAAUACUUUAUCAAAGCUCACUAUUGUCCAUUUCACAAAUGUGAACCUUUUUGGUGCUUGUAAUUGAUCACCCCUAGAGUACUAUGUAAUCACCUCAGAGCACUAUGUAAAGACAAUUAAAUUUGAACAUCUGAUUAAAAAAUUUUUAUGAUUAAUAUUAGUAAGAAAAGGAAAAUGGAAGUAUUGUAAAGCAUAAAUGUGCAAUCUUAUGCAUAUUCA
Molecule: messenger RNA, 1136 nt
Organism: Gracilinanus agilis (Agile Gracile Mouse Opossum)
Lineage: Eukaryota; Metazoa; Chordata; Mammalia; Didelphimorphia; Didelphidae
Gene: GPX8
Product: glutathione peroxidase 8 (putative)
Exons: 3
Coding region: 22-654 (210 amino acids)
Biological process (GO): response to oxidative stress
Molecular function (GO): glutathione peroxidase activity
Source: RefSeq, a predicted model, not a curated record